This is a messenger RNA of Solea senegalensis (Senegalese sole), 1481 nucleotides long. RefSeq names its product methionine sulfoxide reductase B2 (gene msrb2). Gene Ontology annotation, cellular component: cytoplasm. Gene Ontology annotation, biological process: response to oxidative stress; protein repair. Gene Ontology annotation, molecular function: peptide-methionine (R)-S-oxide reductase activity. The transcript has 5 exons. The record is from RefSeq and is a predicted model, not a curated record. The coding region runs from base 213 to 779 and encodes 188 amino acids. NCBI's taxonomy places the organism in Eukaryota, Metazoa, Chordata, Actinopteri, Pleuronectiformes, Soleidae.
GUCUGCAGCAACGACAAGGCACAGACGCACUCAGUCCACUUUGACCCACUGACUGCGGCUCCAAGAGUUAUUUUUGACCGGGUCAUCCAACUACAUCCAGUAUCAGCCAAGAUAGGACCAGACACAGCGAGUGCACUUGUUUCUCACUGAUUCGUGCGCUUGACUUUGGACAGACCUCACACUCUACAGCAGCAGCAGAAGCAGCAGCAAACAUGUCCCGUUUAGUUGCUCGUCUUGCCGUUGCGGUUUCCCAGCGCGCAACAGUCGCCAAAUCCGGGAUUUCAUCUUGGAGGAUCCCGAUCCUCUUCCGUCCUGUAUCCACAUGUCAAGGCCUUCGCUCUCUCACCCGCUACAACGAGACCACAGACUGGAAAAAGAAACUCACUCCGGAGCAGUACGUCGUCACCAGAGAGAAAGCGACAGAGGAGCCCUUUAGUGGGAUCUAUCUAAACCAUUGUGAAGUGGGGAUGUACCACUGUGCCUGCUGUGAUAUUCCACUCUUCAGUUCAGAGGCUAAGUAUGACUCAGGGACAGGCUGGCCAGCAUUUAAAGAGGCUCAUGGGACAUGGGGGAGUGAUGAAAGUCAUGCCUCCGUCAUACGUCGCCCUGACAACAGCCUGGGCAGCACCGGGACAGAAGUGCUCUGUAAAAAUUGUGACGCCCACCUGGGACACGUGUUUGAAGACGGACCGGAUCCGACAGGUCAGCGGUUCUGCAUCAACAGUGUGGCGCUCACGUUUAAAUCGAAAGACGGACACAAGCCCGAGGAAAACUCUUAAACUACACAGACUUAAGUUAGACCGCGGAGAGCACACUUGCUGUGCAUGUUUCUAAGGAGAGGCAUUGGCUCCAAAGUCAGAGAAUCCAUUCCAGGGUUUUGACUAAAACCAGGUCAGGAGGUUAGAGUUGAAUGCUUAGGGUUUGGUGUAAAGUGAGUCACUCUUCAUUUUGGAAAAAGUAAGACUAUAAAUGUCCUAAUCAUAUCUUACAUGACUCACAUUAACCCAAACUCAAACUGUCGGGUAAUAACAGUGAAAAAAAAGUUUUGUUUUUUUAAAUGGGCAACUUAAUAUAUGACUAAUCAAAAGAUGUGAAAUUGAUUUGUCUUCAUGUCUGAGAAAAUGUCUCUGAAUUAUUUUUUUUAAAUCUACUUUACUUCCUUGUAUAUUACACACAUUAUUAUAGACAUUUUAUUCCAAUGUUUUGUGUUUUAUUAAUAAUUCAAAUUCAUCGUUUCUUUUUCAAUACGUGGACAUUUUGUAAUUCUUUAAAAUUGAUUUACUGUUUAGCAAGACCACUAUGAAGCUCAAUAUUGAAAUAAAUAAACAAGAACUCAACACUGCCCUCUGCUGUCCAGUGACCAACAUUGUAGUAUGACCUAAUUUCUCAGAGAAAGGUAAUAUUUAACCUUUACACACUGUUUGGGUGAAAUUUGACCUGUUUUUACACUUGACAGGAAUAAAAACAACAACUCAGCUCAA